UAAAAGUCGUUUUGCGGGCGCGCUGUGGGCAGCCUGUCACCUAAGAAGCAGCUCCGUCCGAAGCUCAGAGCGCAUAAUUCGCGCACAAUUCGUACGCGGGGCAGCCCCGGACGCCGGAGACGCGCGUCACAAUUCACAACGCCUACGAAAUGGAGCUACCCCAGGUCCUCGAACCGUAUAUUAAACAAGGCGUCCACAGUUGGACGGGCGAAGCACUCGCCGAGCUCGGCUACGACAAUUUCGAAGCGUUCCAGGCGUUCAGUCAAAUCCUAGACACGUUGGGUGCGGAGAGCGGCGACGCGCAAAAUCUCAAGGGCCCCCUGACGAGCGUAAAGAUCCUCAGGCAAGAACGGAGCCUCGGAGAGCAAAGAAGGUGUUACGUUCUAAGGGAACGAUCAAAAGUGCUUGGGUUGCUGACCGUGGGCCGGAAGCAUUUGUACUACUGGCACCGCGGGGGGGGCACAAAACAACUAGACCCGCUGUGUGUGCUGGAUUUUUAUGUGAGUGACCGGGCGCAGCGGUCCGGCCAUGGCUUUACCUUAUUCGACGCGAUGCUCGCGGCCGAAGGGAGGGAAGCGAGGUCGCUCGCGUACGACCGCCCGUCGCCCAAGAUGCUGCCCUUCCUGCGCAAACAUUAUGGUUUACAAGACUACAACGAGCAGCCGAACAACUUCGUGGUUUUUGAUGACUACUUUGAGAAUGGCGCGCCUUGUAGGCGCACGGAGGUCAAGUCUCCGUCAAAAUCGGACGUGAUUCAGGCGGACGCGGGGCGGGUCGUGGACAUCUUCUAGGUCUCUUGGCGUAUCUUUGUAGUUCUUACUCUUCGUAACGACAGC
Molecule: messenger RNA, 836 nt
Organism: Pelagomonas calceolata
Lineage: Eukaryota; Pelagophyceae; Pelagomonadales; Pelagomonadaceae
Source: the annotation of a GenBank genome assembly